Phaedon cochleariae (mustard beetle) is the source of this 4375-nucleotide messenger RNA. The record is from the annotation of a GenBank genome assembly. Lineage: Eukaryota; Metazoa; Arthropoda; Insecta; Coleoptera; Chrysomelidae.
AAUCUAGCGUACGUUGUAAUGAAUGUGUCAGUCGCGGCUGAGAGAUAAGUUAACGAUUUUAGAAAUAUUGUAUAUACGUAUUAUUUAUAUAUAAUUUAUUUCCUUGCUUACAUAUUUCUCUUCACAUUUACGAAUAUUGGUUAUGAUGGAUAGGUCGGAUGUUCUUCAGAUAGGCUCGAGUAUCAACAUUAAAAGGACCGAUGGGCGAGUACAUUCUGCCAUUGUGGCAGCGAUCAACGAUGAAACUCGUUGUGCAACGGUGGAAUGGUUCGAACAGGGUGAAACUAAAGGAAAAGAAAUCGACAUGACCGCCAUAGAAUCUCUGAACCCAGAUAUAAUUAUUUUGAAACCCGGUGAAAAAUACGCUACAGAAAGGACGAUCACCCAACAGACAGACUUCAAUAAACUACAAAGGGAAAAAGAUGGUCUUGAUUGGGGCCUUACGUCUAGACCAAGAAUUCAGGAAUCUUCGGCCUCCUCUGAAGAAGAUACCAGCGCUCAUAUGGCCCAGUCCACACGUUCUAAUCAAAAAAUUGAUGAAAGCGAUGACGAUUUUAAUAGUAAUCAGUUUUCGGCAGAAACAACCAACUUAUCGAAUCCUACACGACAGUCAAUACAGAGUCAAAAAAUCAAUAAUGGGGUAUCAAGGUCCGCUCAUCAGUCGCGAUUGACAGUCAUUCCAAAUAACGGACUAACAUUGACUACAAAUGACUCGAUUAUGUCAAAAGAAUCUAAUUUAUCGACGAAUAGAGAGAGAGCAGCAGCUGCAGCAGCAGUAGUAGCGAACUCGCGAAGAAGUAAUGUGGUGAAGGAAGUAGAGAAACUAAAGAAAAAUAGAGAGGAACGACGACAGAGGCAAGCAGAGGAAAAGGCUGAGAAAGAAGCGUUCCUUCAAAUGGCUCCUGGUAAUCCACAUUGGGAGCUGCUAAACAUGAUAAUGGAAUAUCGGCGUGGUUUAGAUAUUAAACCGCUGUCCGAAAACGAUGCUAUCGAAGACCACCUGAUCACAGUGUGUGUGAGGAAAAGACCUCUCAACAAGAAGGAAGUAGCCAGAAAGGAAGUAGAUGUGAUAUCAAUCCCCAGUAAAAACCAAUUAAUCGUACAUGAACCAAAAAACAAAGUCGAUCUAACGAGAUAUUUAGAGAAUCAACUGUUCCGAUUCGAUUAUGCUUUCGACGAAACAUGUUCAAACGAACUAGUCUACAGGUACACUGCACAACCGUUGAUAAAAACCAUAUUCGAAGGUGGUUUCGCCACUUGUUUCGCCUACGGCCAGACCGGAUCAGGGAAAACGCACACCAUGGGCGGCGAUUUCAACGGCAAAGUCCAAGAUUGCCAGAAGGGCAUUUACGCGAUGGCAGCCAGCGACGUAUUCAGAUUGGCGAACUCGCCGAAAUAUCGAAACAUGAACCUUGUCAUAUCCUCCAGCUUCUUCGAAAUCUAUUCUGGCAAAGUGUUCGAUCUCUUGAACAAUAAGGCCAAGUUGAGGAUAUUGGAAGAUGGGAAACAGCAAGUGCAAGUUGUGGGCCUCACGGAAAUUGUCGUCAACAACACCGAGGAGGUUCUGAAGCUUAUCCAGAAGGGUAACCAGGCCAGGACGUCCGGACAGACGUUCGCCAAUUCGAAUUCUUCAAGGUCGCACGCCGUUUUCCAAAUCGUCCUGAGGACGGAUAACAAUAUGUCGAAGGUCUUUGGGAAGUUUUCCCUUAUAGAUUUGGCGGGCAAUGAGCGGGGGGCGGACACUUCGUCAGCGAACAGGCAAACCAGAAUGGAGGGCGCCGAGAUCAAUAAGUCCCUGCUCGCGCUCAAAGAGUGCAUCCGCGCGUUGGGACGCAAGGGCGCGCACCUGCCGUUCAGAGUGAGCAAGCUGACGCAGGUGCUGCGCGACUCGUUCGUCGGCACGACGUCGCGCACGUGCAUGAUAGCGAUGAUCUCGCCGGGCGUCGGCUCGUGCGAGCACAGCCUUAACACGCUCAGGUACGCGGACAGGGUGAAGGAGUUGGGCGGCGGCGAUCUGCAGACGACGGCGGGCUCGGAGAACGACGAGGCGGGGGACCUGAUGCAGCUGAGGUCGUUGAAUGAAAACGAUAUAACUCCUGAAAUGCUCAAUCUGCAUCAAUUCAUAUCUGAAUUAGAAAUAGCCGAAGAAAAUAUGCUUGAUAAACAGAAGCAGAUCAUAGAAGAAAUGCAGAUUGCCCAGCAGAAAGCCGUUGAACUUUUACGAAUAUCCGAAACUGUGGAUUAUGACCAAGAAGCUUACUGCAGAAGUUGGGAAGAGUUGAUAGACAAUUCCCUGGCAUUUUUAGUGCAUGCUAAAGACAUUGUCGAAGAUUACAAGGCAAAGCUGGCAGCUGAGGAACAACUAAGUCGCAAAACCACAAAACGAAAGUAAUUAUUUAGAUGAUUAUAUUAUGAAUCUUGUAUUUGUGUUAGUGAUUAUGUCAUUGAUUCAUUGCCGGUGCGGAUAUUCUGAUGAGUUUCUACAGCGUGUCCACGUUAAGAACUUAAUGCCCCUGGUGAAAUCUCUCUUUAUUGAUUUGAUAACUUUGUAUUUAGAUUGGUAUGCAGAGCAACCAGUCGUCAAUUUCCUUUUUGGCUGUUAUCAAGAUUUGAAAAGUGAUAUUAUGGAUUUUUUUAUAGAAACUAUCAAAGGAUUCUCAUCUGAAACAUACCCGUAAGUGCCGAUUUCCUGGUAUGUUUCAACUGAUCCUAAAUUUAUUAGUUCAAUUCUGUGCAAAAGUACCUAGUAAUUUUUUGAAUUUGGGUUCAUGAAAGUGGUCAUAUUUGGCCCUGAUUACCUGAUUACCUAGGUAAAAAAUCGAUACAAAAUGAAGAUUUCAUUGGAGUGGCAAGUUCUUGAGAGGGUACACUGUAUCUAACGAAAGUUUUUUCAUUCUGAUUGGUUUCAUAGCUGGGCUAAUGAAGAUAUAGUUGUUCUGAUGUUUGAACAAAGACCCAUUUUUGGAUUCAUCAGAAUAUCGCCGCUGACCGAUCACUCAUGUAUACUAAACAUUUUUUAAUGAGUUUUGUUAUUUAUUACUUUUUAUACUUGCAAUUAUUAAUUUAUUCAGGCCUCCGAGGAUAGGUGUGAUGGCCGUAACAUUACGCUUUUUAAAAACUAACGGAAUGACAUUCCCUCUGAAUGGAAACAUCGUGUCGGUUGCCCGCAUUUUCUUCUUUUAAGUGGAUCAUAUUUUAACCUCGAAAAAGUCGACAUUAGGCUGUGCUAUUCUUUACAACAAAUGCAGGCAAUACUUUCGUUGCGAAAACGAUCUGAAAUUAUUUACCGUUAAUUUGAAAGUGGACGAUGGAGGAGACAAAACUCAUAUUAUUUCACUCUCAUACAUCAAGACCGAUUUAUGUGUAGCUACUUUCAAAUAAGGACCUUAACUGUCCAACUUUGAAGGGUACUAUUCGGUGUGAAGCAUUUUUUUGACUUUUCCAUAUUGCUUGAGCUACAGAGGAAUUCGUCUUGAGUGGAUUUAGUAUGAGGAAAAUGGAAACGGCUGUUCAAAAAAUGUUAUGGCUAGAUAUAGUCUGAGUAAGUCUUCAGUAGCGGAAUUUUCUGUAAGACAUGUAUGACUGAGUUGUUUGUUGAACAGCACUGUAUGUACGUUAUUUUGGAGCUUUACGUGAACUCUCCGAGAUCAAAUUGGAUGAAUACUUGGUGCAUAUGAGGCCUUCUUUUAAGAUUGUUUGUGAUGUGUAUAUUAUUUUUAAUUACAAAACUGGUUUCUUUUUUUUUAGAGUAUGUUCCUGUUUAUAAAAAUGUGUUCCUAAAAAAAGAUGGAGCCUAUUUAUUUUGAAUGAAAGAUAUUCUUUCGAAUUCGUAACUCCAGAAUUAUUAUAUUUUGUGAUUGAUGUUUAUACCAACCUUUUUUAGGAACAUGUGUGAUGCUUUACCAGCGUUUUAAAGCGCUAACCUUUACCAUUCUUAUAUCAACCUUUAUUAUUAUGCUAUAAAAUAUAUUUAAAAAUUCAAAGUUCGAUAAAACUAAAGUUUGUACUCAAGUGUGAAAUGCAUCCGUCUUAAAUUUGCAACAUGUUUAUAUAACAGGCUUGAAUCAGAGUUCAUUAUAAUAACUGAAGUAAAGAACAGCAUUGUUAUUUUCACAUCACAUUUCCAGAACAUAUUAGUUGAAUUUAAAAUUUAGUGUCUUCACAGAUUGUGCAGUAUUGAUUCCUUGGUAUUCCAAUUGCUCAAAAUUCUUCACUUUACUUUUUCAGAAGGUUUUGUCCUGACGGCUCAUUAUCCUGAUUAUAGAGCCAGUUGGUUUCCACUUUUCAAAAGUGCAUCAUACCAAUGGAUGAAAAAUCAGCUUGUUGUAGAUUUAAUUUUUGUUAGAUAUGGAAAAUGCCAAAUAAAUAUAUCAUG